Exserohilum turcica Et28A is the source of this 1230-nucleotide messenger RNA. RefSeq lists its product as uncharacterized. The record is from RefSeq and is a predicted model, not a curated record. NCBI's taxonomy places the organism in Eukaryota, Fungi, Ascomycota, Dothideomycetes, Pleosporales, Pleosporaceae. Bases 1 to 1230 code for a protein of 409 amino acids. The transcript has a single exon.
AUGCCAAUCACACGCGCAGCCACGCUGGCCAUGAGCGAGGACAUGGAGGAUGGCACUCCACGGCGCGCAUCGCGCUUCAAGGAGCAUACCAACACCACCAGCAGCAUCCGCCCGCCGCCCGAGGAGCUCUGGAAAGACAUUGGCAUCGAGGACCUGAUUGAGCAGUUCAACGAGGAGAAUGCGCAGCCCGUCUCGCGGAAGAGCUCUACAAAUCAACCGUCGCGGACGUCUUCCAAUGCUUCCUCCGGGACUGCGACAUCGAAUGGCACGGGCGCUUCGUCAGCCGCAGGUCAGGGCAGUGAAGGCACUUAUGCACGUUUGCAGCGCGCCUUUGCGACCAUGUUCGGCAGCGUGCUGGGGAAGCGCAAAGCCGGCAGUACCGAGGCUGAGCGGGAAAAGGAGUUGCAUCAGCAGAUCAUGGACGAGCGCAAGAGGGCGGCCGAAAUCGCCUACUACGAAGCCAAGGAGCGCGGCCUCCUUCCCAAGCCACAGGUCUUUGUGAGGCCGAGCAUGGCCGCCAGAGCCGCUGCUCGUGGUACUCCCUCGCAGGCUGAUGCCAUGCCGCCAGCGCGCACACCACGCACGCCGGGCACGCCGGGUCUUUACCACACGCCCAGCAAGAAAGACCUGAAUAAGCAAAAGAAGCUUAGCAAGCGCGUCUCUGAUCUCGAAUUCAAACUCGCUUCGGCCCGCAAAGAGCUCCACACCGUCCUCUACAACGAUCUGCCACCCGUACCCCCCGUGCCCAAGUUCGGCCCGCCCACGCCCGACGUAACGCAGAGCGAGAACGACGAUGACGCCCGCACCUCGGCAUCGGAAACCACGCCAAAGGCCGCCGCCAAAGCCGUCAAGAAGCGCAAGACAACGGCCGCCCACGACUCGGACCCUGAAUACAAGCCCAUGCCCACCGAUUCCGAAGGCGACCUGGACCUCAUCUCGGGCGCCUCGGCCUCGGAACACGAAGACGCAGCUGCCUCCGCCAAGCGCUCGACCAGACGUGCAAAAGGCUCCAGCAUCAGGAAAAACACAAAGAGGCAGAGUUCGCGGCUGCGACGCAAGUUUUCGAGAAACAGCUUGAAGCGCGACGACGAGCCGUUGCGAGUUGUCCCUGAUGGCGUGCAUGUCCCAGCUGUGCCUAGCAUACCCAGUGAGAUUGAGGGUGCUGCAUCAGCGGUACAGCCCCGUGCCGCCGACGAUGGCUAUGGCGGGUGUGGCGAUGAGAUUUUUUAA